Molecule: messenger RNA, 2811 nt
Organism: Penicillium cosmopolitanum
Lineage: Eukaryota; Fungi; Ascomycota; Eurotiomycetes; Eurotiales; Aspergillaceae
Gene: xlnR
Product: putative C6 transcription factor
Exons: 3
Coding region: 1-2811 (936 amino acids)
Biological process (GO): DNA-templated transcription; regulation of DNA-templated transcription
Molecular function (GO): zinc ion binding; DNA binding; DNA-binding transcription factor activity, RNA polymerase II-specific
Source: RefSeq, a predicted model, not a curated record
AUGUCGGCGGCCCCCCUCCGAUCUGUCGCCAGUUCCUACUCCCCUUUCUCGGCCCGGUCGCAAACCAUUCGAAUGGCCCAGUCGCAAACCCCCGGUCUCGAUACUCUCGCAGAAGGGUCGCAGUAUGCCUUUGAGCAACUGCAGCUGGCACGCCAAGCAGGCACCGCGUCGAACACCUCGACCGAACCCGAUGUGCUGCCAUCUUACAGUGAACAAAAUGACUCCCAUGUACCCGGAAGAGAGUCAUCACAGUCCCGGGACACUCUAGCGGAAGCCCGAUCAACCAUUCGCAAGUCCUCGUCUGCGACUGCAGUUCGUCGAAGAAUAAGUCGAGCCUGCGACCAAUGCAAUCAGCUGCGCACCAAAUGCGAUGGGCAACAACCCUGCGCGCACUGCCUCGAGUUUGGACUCAGUUGCGAGUACGCCCGAGAACGUAAAAAACGGGGGAAAGCCUCGAAGAAGGAUCUUGCGACAUCAGGCAUAAGUUAUAACGACAAAAAGAUCAAAGAUAAUGUUUCUGUGCAAGCGGAUUCACCAAAUGGCCAAUCCCAGGAAGCCAAUGGACCGUACGACACGGCCUUCGAUGCCGCCCGGGCUAUGCCAGACGCUACGCCGGCCCAUUUGCGAAACACAAGCGCCCCUGAGAUGUUGAGAAUGCAGCAGAAUACACAUUCACAGCAAUCGACAGCAUCAAACAUCGACGGCAUGUCUUUACACUAUGGCAAUACGUCCGAGCCAAACCGGCCACCCAUUGUCCCUGAUCUCCGCUCUCUGCAAAUGAUGCACCAAAAUGGCAACUCCCGAUCACCAUCUACAUUACUCAAUCCACAAGGAUUUGGAUCGAGCUACAACGAUGGGGCAUAUAAUUUGAUGAAUUCUCAAGAUGCAGGCCAUCCCUCGAUGAAUCAAUUCCGGAUGAGCGGAACAGACAAUCAAUCUGCGCCUUUCUUGGGAUUUUCUCCGCCAGCUCAAUCGCCUAGCUGGCUUCCCCUACCGUCACCGUCACCUGCUAAUUUUCCGUCUUUCAGCAUGGCUCCAUUUUCCAGUUCAUUGAGAUACCCCGUCUUGCAACCUGUACUUCCUCAUAUCGCUUCAAUAAUCCCCCAGUCACUCGCAUGUGAUCUCCUGGAUGUCUAUUUUGCCAGCUCAUUCUCCUCUCAUCUCUCACCACUAUCGCCUUACGUCGUUGGGUUCGUUUUUCGCAAGCAGUCCUUCCUCCAUCCGACAAAACCCAGAAUGUGCAGUCCUGGUCUCCUUGCUAGUAUGCUCUGGGUAGGCGCCCAGACGAGCGAGGCCGCAUUCUUGACAUCACCUCCGUCUGCGCGAGGGCGGGUCUGUCAAAAAUUGCUGGAAUUGACCGUUGGUCUACUCCGACCUCUUAUCCAUGGACCCGCUACCGGGGAGGCGUCCCCCAACUAUGCAGCAAACAUGGUCAUCAAUGGAGUGGCUCUGGGAGGAUUUGGUGUCUCUAUGGAUCAAUUGGGUGCACAGAGCAGUGCGACAGGCGCAGUGGAUGACGUUGCGACUUAUGUCCAUCUGGCUACCGUUGUAUCGGCCAGUGAGUACAAAGCAGCCAGUAUGCGCUGGUGGACAGCUGCAUGGUCUCUAGCACGAGAACUCAAGUUAGGCCGGGAGUUGCCAACAAAUGCCACGUCUAAGCAAGAUGGUGAGCUAGAGCGUGAAUCAGACCUCGACAUGAAUGGAAUCAAAAAGCAGCCGUCAUCGCUUUUAAAUCCCAUGGGCAACGGAACUGGUAGCUCGGCGGUUAACCUGACUGAAGAGGAACGUGAAGAACGCCGUCGAAUUUGGUGGUUACUAUACGUCAUGGACAGACAUCUUGCACUUUGCUAUAACCGCCCUCUUACAUUGUUGGAUAAGGAAUGUGAAGGGUUGCUUCAACCAAUGAACGAUGACAUUUGGCAGGCAGGUGACUUUUCAACCGCCAGUUACCGGCGUGCUGGCCCGGCAUUUGAGUGUACCAGCCAUAGUACGUUCGGCUACUUUCUACCUCUUAUGUCUAUCCUCGGAGAAAUCGUGGACCUGCAACAUGCUCGAAAUCACCCGCGGUUCGGCCUUCAUUUCCGCAACAGCGGCGAGUCAGAAAUCCAGGCGAUGGAGAUCACUCGACAGCUAGAUGUAUAUGCGCAGAGCUUGAAGGAGUUUGAGGCUCGAUACACUAGCUCACUGGCUCUCGGGAAUGCUGAUAACGAUGCGAUCAUGGAAGGCUCCCACCUCAACCAUGUCAGUCCUUCUGGGCGAUCAAGUAGCACGGUCGGUUCGCAUGCUAGCCAGUCCAUCGUCCAUACCAAGAUGGUUGUCGCGUAUGGUACGCAUAUUAUGCACGUCUGUCAUAUUCUCUUGGCUGGUAAAUGGGAUCCCAUCAAUUUACUUGAUGAUAACGACCUCUGGAUUUCAUCCGAUUCGUUCAUCUCCGCCAUGGGUCAUGCGGUUAGUGCAGCAGAAGCCGCUUCUGAAAUUUUGGAUUUUGAUCCAGACUUGAGUUUCAUGCCUUUCUUCUUUGGCAUUUAUCUACUACAAGGCAGUUUCUUGCUACUUUUGACGGCCGACAAAUUACAAGGUGACGCUAGCCCGAGCGUUGUCAGGGCCUGUGAGACUAUCGUACGAGCGCACGAAGCUUGUGUUGUUACUCUGAAUACGGAAUAUCAGCGGACUUUCCGAAAGGUGAUGCGCUCAGCUCUCGCUCAAGUCCGUGGUCGUGUUCCCGAAGACUUUGGUGAGCAACAACAACGCAGGCGGGAAGUACUCGCGCUCUAUCGCUGGAGCGGAGAUGGCAGUGGUCUUGCUUUGUGA